Messenger RNA from Symphalangus syndactylus (siamang), 2713 nucleotides. RefSeq names its product unc-51 like kinase 3 (gene ULK3). NCBI's taxonomy places the organism in Eukaryota, Metazoa, Chordata, Mammalia, Primates, Hylobatidae. Gene Ontology annotation, cellular component: cytosol; cytoplasm; phagophore assembly site. The record is from RefSeq and is a predicted model, not a curated record. Gene Ontology annotation, biological process: autophagosome assembly; peptidyl-serine phosphorylation; response to starvation. Gene Ontology annotation, molecular function: ATP binding; protein serine/threonine kinase activity.
ACCGCCGCCCGCACCGAGGAAGCGCCUGCGCGGGCGCAGGCGGCCGGGAUGGCGGGGCCCGGCUGGUGUCCCCCUCGCCUGGACGGCUUCAUCCUCACCGAGCGCCUGGGCAGCGGCACGUACGCCACGGUGUACAAGGCCUACGCCAAGAAUGCAAAGAGAUGGAUCAUCUAGCCGAGGGUUGGAGAAGACCAGGCUGAGGCUGUGUCGGGAAGCCAGGAUUCCAGAAUCAGCAUUCCUCACUGGCCUCACAAGGGAAAGCUGGGAAUCCCGGUGCUGGUGUGCAAAGGACACUCGUGAGGUGGUAGCCAUAAAGUGUGUAGCCAAGAAAAGUCUGAACAAGGCAUCGGUGGAGAACCUCCUCACGGAGAUUGAAAUCCUCAAGGGCAUUCGACAUCCCCACAUUGUGCAGCUGAAAGACUUUCAGUGGGACAGUGACAAUAUCUACCUCAUCAUGGAGUUUUGCGCAGGGGGCGACCUGUCUCGCUUCAUCCAUACCCGCAGGAUUCUGCCUGAGAAAGUGGCGCGUGUCUUCAUGCAGCAAUUAGCUAGCGCCCUGCAAUUCCUGCAUGAACGGAAUAUCUCUCACCUGGAUCUGAAGCCACAGAACAUUCUACUGAGCUCCUUGGAGAAGCCCCACCUAAAACUGGCAGACUUUGGUUUCGCACAACACAUGUCCCCCUGGGAUGAGAAGCACGUGCUCCGUGGCUCCCCCCUCUACAUGGCCCCCGAGAUGGUGUGCCAGCGGCAGUAUGACGCCCGCGUGGACCUCUGGUCCGUGGGGGUCAUCCUAUAUGAAGCCCUCUUCGGGCAGCCCCCCUUUGCCUCCAGGUCGUUCUCGGAGCUGGAAGAGAAGAUCCGUAGCAACCGGGUCAUCGAGCUCCCCUUGCGGCCCCUGCUCUCCCGAGACUGCCGGGACCUAUUGCAGCGGCUCCUGGAGCGGGACCCCAGCCGUCGCAUCUCCUUCCAGGACUUCUUUGUGCACCCCUGGGUGGACCUGGAGCACAUGCCCAGUGGGGAGAGUCUGGGGCGAGCAACCGCCCUGGUGGUGCAGGCUGUGAAGAAAGACCAGGAGGGGGAUGCAGCAGCCGCCUUAUCACUCUACUGCAAGGCUCUGGACUUCUUCGUACCUGCCCUGCACUAUGAAGUGGAUGCCCAGCGGAAGGAGGCAAUUAAGGCAAAGGUGGGGCAGUACGUGUCCAGGGCCGAGGAGCUCAAGGCCAUCGUCUCCUCUUCCAAUCAGGCCCUGCUGAGGCAGGGGACCUCUGCCCGAGACCUGCUCAGAGAGAUGGCCCGGGACAAGCCACGCCUCCUAGCUGCCCUGGAAGUGGCUUCAGCUGCCAUGGCCAAGGAGGAGGCUGCUGGUGGGGAGCAGGAUGCCCUGGACCUGUACCAGCACAGCCUGGGGGAGCUGCUGCUGCUGCUGGCAGCGGAGCCCCCGGGCCGGAGGCGGGAGCUGCUUCACACUGAGGUUCAGAACCUCAUGGCCCGAGCUGAAUACCUGAAGGAGCAGAUCAAGAUGAGGGAAUCUCGCUGGGAAGCUGACACCCUGGACAAAGAGGGACUGUCGGAAUCUGUUCGUAGCUCUUGUACCCUUCAGUGACCCUAGAAGAAUGAUUGGACAGACAUGAGCCAUCUGGAGCAGAGGGACACUAACCCAGGCUGACGCCAAGAAUGAAGCGGCCCACUGCAGCCCUGGCGAGCAGGCUUCUUGGAUGGACAGUGCUGAGACCCCCACAUGCCAGAGUCCCCAGCCUUCCUCAGGUUACUCUGCACCCACAGACGGUUUGAUGGCUGUGCUGUAUACUGGAGGGGAGGGCAGGACUCUGGGAGAACAGCACUUCUUUCAUGAGACCUUUGUUACUCGGUGGUUACUGGGUCCUGUGCCUGUCCGUUUUGGGGCAUACAGUCGUCUAUCAUUUUUGGCUCCGAGAAGAGGGCAAGGGGCCCCUGCAGGGCACUUCUGUGCUUGCCCUCGCCCUGCCAGCAGGCAGCUAUGCCCCUGGCCUGCCCUUCCCGGGAACCCUUAUUCCAACUCAGCUCCUGUUUGCACUGGAAUGGGGCACUCCAACACCCCUCAGGGACCACCCUCCCCACAGUAUGCACUCAGCCCCACAGAACCCACCAGUCUUUCUGGGAACUCACACCUGCCUGCCAUCUUGGUACUUUAAGUUAAUCCUUCAAGCAUGAAAGUUGUAUCUUUUGGGGUUUAAGAAGCCCAUGCCUUGUUCCUGCCCUGGCCUAGGGAGCACUCAGGAGGGUUCCUUGGUCCUCAUCUCUCCCACCUCCGUUCCUCUUUGGGCCCCACACUAGCCACAGUGCAGGCCUUGUGCUGGAGUUUGAGCCUGGGACAGGGAGAGGGAGGUUUGGAGACGGUCUGACCCAGUGCACUCCAGGCUACCCACUUCUAGGCCUGCUCUGCCGCUAUGGAGCCCUGAGCAAGCCCCUUCCUCUUUCUGAGCCUGGGUCUCCCCAUCUCUUCAAUGGGGCUGAUACCUUCACAGCCCACAGCAUGGGCACUUACGAGGACAAAGUGAAUUUAACCUGGAAAAGAAUGUAUUUGAGAGUUUCUUUUAAAUAAUCAGCAGGUGUUGGUGAUUUCUAGCCCUUCUGCCCUUAAAUGCUUCCUUGGGCAAGAGUUGUCCGUCCUCCCUGCAGGAGGCUGAGUGUGAAGAGUUUCAUUCAUUGUUUCUCUAUUAAAUUAUUUUCUCUA